AUGAAGAAUAAAGUGUCUGGCGUUAAAGGCAGCAUACCGAAAUCUGGGAUGGUACGGAUUUUAGGUGGAGUAUCCGUAUACGGAAUCGUAGAUUAUGGAGACCUGGGGAAGAAAAUAGGGUUGCGAAUAAACAGAAAGAAGUCACAGUUUUUGAAGAACGCCUACUGCGAGGACGGAGGAGUACAACUUGAAGGUUCCCAAAUUGUGGAAGCUUCGUCAUUCGUAUACCUCGGACGUUCUAUGAACAUGGAAAACGGCUUGAAGGAAGAACUGAAUGGAAGAAUGCGAGCAGCAUGGGCAGCAUUCGCAGCCGUCAGGGAAGCUACGGACUGA
Necator americanus (New World hookworm) is the source of this 333-nucleotide messenger RNA. RefSeq lists its product as uncharacterized. The transcript is spliced from 2 exons. The coding region runs from base 1 to 333 and encodes 110 amino acids. NCBI's taxonomy places the organism in Eukaryota, Metazoa, Nematoda, Chromadorea, Rhabditida, Ancylostomatidae. The record is from RefSeq and is a predicted model, not a curated record.